Nycticebus coucang (slow loris) is the source of this 4033-nucleotide messenger RNA. RefSeq names its product SEC24 homolog D, COPII coat complex component (gene SEC24D). The coding region runs from base 247 to 3354 and encodes 1035 amino acids. Gene Ontology annotation, biological process: endoplasmic reticulum to Golgi vesicle-mediated transport; COPII-coated vesicle cargo loading; intracellular protein transport. The transcript has 23 exons. Gene Ontology annotation, molecular function: SNARE binding; zinc ion binding. Gene Ontology annotation, cellular component: endoplasmic reticulum exit site; COPII vesicle coat. NCBI's taxonomy places the organism in Eukaryota, Metazoa, Chordata, Mammalia, Primates, Lorisidae. The record is from RefSeq and is a predicted model, not a curated record.
GGGGGCGCGCAGCCGGGAGUGUUUGACGUGGCAGUUCCCAGCCCAGCUGCAACUCCGCGCUUAAGACGAGCCUGUGGGGACACCCGGCCGGGGGAAAGGCGCGGCGGAAGAAGCAGCCGCUGCGGGAGCUGGGUCACCCGGAGCAACCCGCAGUAGGCGCGGAGCCGCAGGCUCUCGGAAGCCCCGCAGCGUGCGGGAGCGGGACCAGAGUUCUUUUGUAGAACUAUCGUUUGGAAUGAUAUUUUCAUGAUGAGUCAACAAGGUUAUGUGGCUACACCCCCCUAUUCUCAGUCCCAGCCUGGAAUAGGCCUUUCUCCCCCUCACUAUGGGCACUAUGGAGACCCAUCACAUGCAGUAUCUCCACAAGGUAUGAUGAAGCCAGCAGGGCCGUUGGGGGCUGCUGCUCCUGGGGCGAUGCUGCCUCCUGGCCCUCCACCUUCUGGACCCCAUCAGUUUGGCCAGAAUGGAGCUCAUGCCUCAGGUCAUCCUCCCCAAAGAUUUCCGGGCCCUGUCCCUGUCAACAGUAUGACAUCUUCUUAUGCACCCUACCAACCCUCCACACAGUCCUCUUAUUCAAGUCCUAUGUCCACUUCAUCCGUCACCCAGCUGGGUAAUCAGCUCAGUGCUAUGCAAAUCAGCAGCUACGGUUCGGGCAUGGCUCCUCCCAACCAGGGGCCCCCUGGUCCUCUGUCAGCCUCAGCAUUCCAGAGUUCUCCACGCCCUCCACAGCCAUCUAUUUUGCAGCCUGGAUCUCAAGUUCUCCCACCACCACCCACCAUGAUAAAUGGCCCUGGUGUCCCACCUUUGCCUCCGCCAACUCCGUUCAGGCAGGAUGGGCUCCCUGGGCCUGCUGCUCCGAGUGUACAGUACCAGCCCCCACCUCUUCCUGGCCAGGGCCUGGGUGCUGGAUACCCUCCACAGCAGGUAGCUAACUCUGGCCCCCAGAUGGCAAGCACGCAGCUUUCCUACCCAGGAGGCUUCCCUGGAGGUCCUGCACAGAUGGCUGGUCCACCACAGCCCCCAAAGAAGCUGGAUCCUGACUCUGUCCCCAGCCCUAUCCAGGUGAUUGAGAAUGACAGAGCCACACGAGGGGGCCAAGUUUAUGCCACCAACACCAGAGGCCAGGUGCCUCCCCUGGUCACGACAGACUGUGUGAUACAAGACCAAGGCAAUGCUAGUCCUUGGUAUAUCAGAUGCACCACAUACUGUUUCCCCUGCACAUCAGAUAUGGCUAAGCAAGCUCAGAUUCCACUAGCUGCUGUCAUCAAACCUUUUGCCACGAUUCCUUCAAAUGAGACUCCACUUUUCUUGGUAAAUCAUGGAGAGAAUGGACCAGUCAGAUGCAACAGGUGCAAGGCCUACAUGUGCCCAUUUAUGCAAUUCAUUGAAGGCGGAAGAAGGUAUCAGUGUGGAUUCUGCAACUGUGUGAAUGAUGUUCCACCAUUCUAUUUCCAACAUCUGGACCACAUUGGAAGGAGACUGGACCACUAUGAGAAGCCAGAGUUAUCUCUAGGAUCUUAUGAAUAUGUUGCUACUUUGGAUUACUGCAGAAAGAAUAAGCCUCCCAACCCACCAGCCUUUAUCUUCAUGAUUGAUGUUUCAUAUAGUAACAUAAAGAACGGACUUGUCAAGCUUAUAUGUGAAGAACUAAAGACCGUGCUGGAAAAACUUCCAAAGGAAGAACAAGAAGAGACGUCUGCAAUUCGAGUUGGUUUUAUCACAUACAACAAAGUUCUCCAUUUCUUUAAUGUAAAGAGUAAUUUGGCCCAGCCUCAGAUGAUGGUGGUGACUGAUGUUGGAGAAGUCUUUGUUCCUUUAUUGGAUGGUUUCCUUGUCAACUAUCAAGAAUCCCAAUCUGUGAUUCACAAUUUGCUGGACCAGAUUCCAGAGAUGUUUGCAGACUCUAAUGAAAAUGAGACUGUCUUUGCGCCUGUCAUACAGGCUGGCAUGGAAGCACUAAAGGCAGCAGACUGUCCUGGGAAGCUGUUCAUCUUCCAUUCUUCCUUGCCGACUGCUGAAGCACCAGGCAAGCUCAAAAACAGAGAUGACAAAAAACUGGUCAAUACAGACAAAGAGAAGAUACUUUUCCAGCCCCAAACUAAUGUCUAUGACUCACUGGCCAAGGACUGUGUGGCUCAUGGCUGCUCCGUGACGCUCUUCCUCUUUCCCAGUCAGUAUGUGGAUGUGGCCUCUCUGGGACUUGUUCCACAGCUCACUGGAGGAACCCUUUACAAAUACAACAAUUUCCAGAUGCACUUGGAUAGCCAACAAUUUUUGAACGACCUCAGAAAUGAUAUUGAAAAGAAAAUAGGCUUUGAUGCUAUCAUGAGGGUUCGUACCAGCACAGGAUUCAGAGCCACUGAUUUCUUUGGUGGAAUUUUUAUGAACAAUACCACUGACGUGGAAAUGGCGGCCAUUGAUUGUGACAAGGCAGUGACUGUGGAGUUCAAGCAUGAUGACAAACUCAGUGAAGACAGUGGAGCCUUAAUCCAGUGUGCUGUGCUCUACACGACAAUCAGCGGUCAAAGAAGACUUCGGAUUCACAAUCUUGGCCUGAACUGCAGCUCCCAGUUAGCUGAUCUUUAUAAGAGCUGUGAGACAGAUGCCCUUGUCAACUUCUUUGCCAAGUCAGCUUUUAAAGCAGUUUUACAUCAGCCUUUGAAGGUUAUCCGGGAAAUUCUUGUAAAUCAGACUGCCCAUAUGUUGGCGUGUUACCGAAAGAACUGUGCAAGUCCGUCUGCAGCAAGCCAGCUUAUUCUCCCAGAUUCCAUGAAAGUAUUACCAGUAUAUAUGAAUUGUUUGUUAAAGAACUGCGUGCUGCUCAGCAGACCCGAGAUCUCAACAGAUGAGCGGGCGUACCAGCGGCAGCUGGUCAUGACCAUGGGUGUGGCCGACUCUCAGCUUUUCUUCUACCCACAGCUUCUGCCAAUACACACGUUAGAUGUCAAGAGCACAGUGUUCCCUGCUGCUGUUCGUUGCUCUGAGUCCCGUCUUUCAGAAGAAGGAAUAUUCUUGCUGGCUAAUGGUCUGCACAUGUUCUUAUGGUUGGGAGUGAGCAGCCCACCAGAACUGAUCCAAGGAAUAUUUAAUGUGCCGUCAUUUGCACAUGUCAACACAGAUAUGACUUUGCUGCCUGAGGUGGGAAGCCCACACUCGCAACAACUCAGAAUGAUAAUGAGUACCAUCCAACGAAAGAGGCCAUAUUCAAUGAAGCUCACAAUAGUAAAGCAGCGGGAGCAGCCAGAAAUGGUUUUCCGACAGUUCCUGGUAGAAGACAAAGGACUUUACGGAGGAUCAUCUUACGUGGAUUUCCUCUGUUGUGUUCACAAGGAGAUCUGUCAGUUGCUGAAUUAAUUGAAACUUCUCUAUCAUUGAUGUUUCAUUUCUAAGGAAAUCUCCUUCUUGGUGCCUAAUUUUCUAGAUGAUAAUAGGCUAGUUUUGAUUUCUUGCUCAUUUGCAGAAUAGCCUUCUGAGACAGCAUUUAGAACUUCAGCUUCGGUGCUCAGGUAUAAAGCCAAUGAAGGUACCAUUGUACCAUAAAGGGAACAGUCUAUUUCUGAUUGCACAAUUUUGAAUUUUUAAAACUGAUGCAGAUUGCAUUUCAUGAAAGGCAAAGUUUACAGAACCUUAAACAUUCUCAAUUUUCUUUCCUUGUGCCAGACAUAAAUUAUUUUUCAAACUUUAUAGAUUUGAGGUAAAAAGUUGUCUUUGUUCCUCUCCCAUUUGCAGUGAGGAAAAAAAGCUUGAUUUUUACAUUACACUUAAUUUUUUUAAACCAUGUAACUCCAUUGAGCAAUUUUUUUUAAAUUAAGGUUUGAAUAGCAAACCUUAAAAUCAAUCUGGUAGAACAAUUUGUGUUCUGCGUUGUUUUUUUCAUAAUUAUAUAUUGUAUAUGUUAAAACUUUUUCCAGUUGUUUUGUCUAUAAAACUGUCUUUAUCAAUAUUCUUAAUGGUUCUUUGUACAAUUUUGAAGGUUUCUACCUGUAUAUAAUGGCUCUUAACUAGUAUCAAUAAAUUACUUCAUGUACUCUUA